This is a messenger RNA of Postia placenta MAD-698-R-SB12, 1734 nucleotides long. RefSeq lists its product as hypothetical. Bases 19 to 1641 code for a protein of 540 amino acids. The transcript has 11 exons. The record is from RefSeq and is a predicted model, not a curated record. Gene Ontology annotation, molecular function: aldehyde dehydrogenase (NAD+) activity. Lineage: Eukaryota; Fungi; Basidiomycota; Agaricomycetes; Polyporales; Adustoporiaceae.
UGAAGACCUACCACCACCAUGCUCGCAAGGCGGUGCCUGUCGUUCUCCCGCCCAGCGCACGCGCGCAGUUUAUCGACUCGUGCAUCCGCAAUCCUCUCUGCGCUAGACAUACCCAUUGACAAGGAACUGGCUGGUGUGUACCAUGGAGAGUGGACGGGAUCCGGCGACCUCUUGGAGAGCAAAUGCCCCACGACCGGCGAGGUUUUGGCGCGUGUACGCUCGGCUUCGCCUGAGGAGCUGCACGCUGCCUUGCAUAAGUCGCGCGAGGCGUAUCAAGUGUUCAGGUCUAUUCCAGCACCCAAGAGAGGCGAGAUAUUGCGCCAGAUCCGCGUAGCAUUGGCUUCCAAGCGAGAUGAGCUCGGCGCCCUUGUAUCUCUCGAGAUGGGAAAAAUCAGAACCGAGGGCGUCGGGGAGGUACAGGAGUUUGUGGACAUUGCCGAUUAUGCAGUCGGCCUAUCGCGAAUGAUGAAUGGCAGACUCGUUGCUUCUGAACGUCCGGGGCACAGCAUCCUCGAAGUCCCGAACCCGCUCGGAGUUGUUGCAGUACUGUCUGCUUUCAACUUCCCCGUCGCUGUAUACGGAUGGAAUCUUGCUCUGUCGUUAGCAGCCGGCAAUGCUACGCUGUGGAAGCCGUCCCCGAGCACGCCGCUGUGUGGUAUUGCAGUUACCAAGAUCGUGUCCGGAGUAUUGGAGCGGAACGGGGUGCCUGGCGCCGUGGCUGGUCUCGUCACCGGCGAUAAGGACGUGGGUGCUGGUAUUGUGGAGAGCCAGGAUGUCGACAUGGUGUCGUUCACGGGCAGUGAGGCAGUUGGUCGUCAUGUCGGCAAGGUCGUCCAGUCGCGCUUCGGCAAGGUUCUCCUUGAGCUCGGUGGAAACAACGCCGUGAUCGUCAUGCCCGACGCGGACCUCAGCCUCGCUGUGCCUGCCGUCUUCUUCGGUGCGGUCGGCACUGCAGGGCAGCGCUGCACGUCCACGCGUCGGCUCUUCCUGCACCGCGCUAUCGCACCCGAGUUCCUCUCGCGCCUGCGCGCGCUCUACGCCUCGCUCCUCCCCGGCGACCCGCUGGCCCCGAGCACGCUGCUUGGGCCUCUGCACACGCGCGCGGCGGUGGGCGUGUACUCCGACGCCGUCGCGCGGCUGCAGACCGUAGGCGCGGAGAUCCUGACCGGCGGCGCGCGGUACGACGGCGCGGCGCUGGGGAGCCCGCUGGACGGCGGCAACUUCGUGCAGCCGACGAUCGCGGUGCCGCCGACGGUCGAUAUGGGCGACGCGGUGUGGCGGACGGAGACGUUCGCGCCGGUGCUGUGCGUGGGCGUGUUCGACGCGCUGGAGGAAGCGAUCGCGUGGAACAAUGGGGUGCCGCAGGGGCUCAGCAGCAGCUUGUGGACGCGUGAUCUGCGGAACGUCGGGAAGUGGAUCGGCCCGGCGGGGUCGGACGCGGGGAUUGUGAACGUCAAUGUGGGGACGAGCGGCGCGGAAAUUGGAGCUGCAUUUGGUGGAAACAAGACCACAGGCUGGGGUCGCGAGUCGGGCGGUGACGCGUGGAAGCAGUAUGUGCGCUGGAGCGCAUGCACGAUUAACUUCUCGGACGAGGCACCGCUUGCGCAAGGCGUGCAGUUCCCAUCGGAGUCGACUGCUUAAUGCUAUCCUCGUUAGUGAUGAUCGCGGGCUCUUACGUGGUGUACGGAUGUGUAAAGUCCAGUUCAAUUAAAAUUGACACUGAUUGUAGAUCAA